This is a messenger RNA of Notolabrus celidotus (New Zealand spotty), 3429 nucleotides long. RefSeq names its product platelet-activating factor acetylhydrolase 1b, catalytic subunit 2 (gene pafah1b2). The transcript has 8 exons. Lineage: Eukaryota; Metazoa; Chordata; Actinopteri; Labriformes; Labridae. Bases 468 to 1157 code for a protein of 229 amino acids. The record is from RefSeq and is a predicted model, not a curated record.
CUCCAGGAAGUCGUGUGAACUUACCUGGCAGCACGAGCCCUCCCAGGAAUACCAGCAGCCAUAUCCGAGACAUGAUUCAACAUUAAAACGGACUCGACUCCGGCGGGUUCAGCACAAAAAGUCCCUUCAUGUACGUUUGUUGGACGGACUCAUGAAUCCAAAUGUCACCAAAGACUGGCGGAGGAAGAAAAAAAAGGAGCCCCUUUCGUGUGACUCUACGCUCCUGAGGUGAAAAUAGCCACCGUACUGCAAGGACCGUCAGACAAAUCUCGGGGCAUAACAACACCCACCUUCUCCAUAUCUCUGCAGUGCCCUCUGACUGUGUUACAGCUCAUGCUACAGUCAGCUAGCAGUGGCUAGUAGCGAGCAUCACCCGCCUCUCUUCCCCGCCAGCAGAGAAGUGAAGUCAGGAAAUUGUUGUUCUGUAGCCGAGUGAGCUGAGAGGUGACGGCCGACACCCUGCCAGGAUGAGUGGUGAUGCAUUGAACCCAGCUGCUGUGGCUAAGCCAGUGGAUGAUGUUCAGGGAGAUGGACGAUGGAUGUCACAGCACACACGAUUUGUGCAGGAGUGUAAAGAUGCCGAACCAGACGUGCUUUUUGUGGGAGACUCUAUGGUUCAACUAAUGCACCAGUACGAGGUCUGGAGGGAGUUAUUCUCUCCUCUUCACGCGCUCAACUUUGGCAUUGCAGGCGACACCACCUGUAACGUGAUGUGGAGGCUGCAGAACGGAGAGCUAGAGAACAUCCGUCCAAAAGUGGUGGUACUCUGGGUAGGCACCAACAAUUAUGAACACACAGCCGAGCAAGUUGCAGGAGGAAUUCUCGCUAUUGCUCAGAUGAUCACCUCCCGACUCCCCAAGGCAAAGAUCAUAGUCCUGGGUUUGCUACCUCGAGGGGAGCGUCCCAACCCACUGAGAGAGAAGAACGCAGCGGUAAAUGUGUACCUGCGAUCCUGGCUUCCUCGCCUGGGUCAGGCGCAGCUCCUGGAUGUGACCGGUAACUUUGUCCACUCUGAUGGGACCAUAAUCCCACAGGACAUGUUUGACUUCCUCCACCUGACAUCCACAGGCUAUCGCACCAUCGCUAAGCCCCUCAGCGACCUGCUGCUUCAGAUACUGGAGGAGACGCCGGAGGAGAGACGGGCGUCGCUGGUUUGAGGGCGAGCAGCUGAACAGCACAGUUCACCCAGAGGCAUGUCUCACCUGCUGCAGGAAGACAUGUCCCUGGUUUCUGGGGGGAGAGGGCUCGCUCAUAGAGGGGGAGACGCCUUUUAAUGUGAGUGGGCCUGUGAGGGGUGUGGGAUUAAAAUCAUGAGCGGAGGGCUGAUUAUGGAGAGGUGCUAAAGAGGGAGAGAGACUUCAGAUGUAGACACUGUGAUCGCUCUGUUGCUAAAGCAUUUACUCACACUCAUAGACAGAUGCACUGAGAUCAUGCUGGACUGUGGUGACUCUCACACGAACAGAUUAAUCCCAGCCUGUACGUACAAAGAUGGCUUUCUCCUUUUUUUUUUUUUUCCUUUGACAUCCUGCAAUGGUUAGCCUCUCUUUUAACACAUGAGGUCCAGUGCACAAGAUACUCACAGUAGGCAGAGCAUUAUCCAAUAUUGUACAAUGUUAUAUGUCUAAACACAGAGCAGUGAUUCCCAACGAAAGAGUCAAGGACCAACAAGAUGCCACAAGAAUAACAUGAGAGGUCAUAAGUUCAAGGUUCAAAGGGACAAAUUAUCUGUUACCCCAAAUAUGUUUAUUUUAUCUCUUCUUUUUCUUGUGGAACUCUGCACACUUCUACCUCUUCAGGCUUCUAAAAUCCUAAAAUUGAAACAGUCUUGAGAGCAAAAACCUUUUUGGAUUUGAUAUUGCCCGAUUUUAAAUUGCCUGCAAGUCACAAAGGUUGGGAAACACUGCUGCAGGGAGGCUCCUGCUGAGAUGCACUCUAUAUUUAGCAGCACUUAAAAAGUAUCUCUCACACUCCGACAGAUUUGCUUCAAGUGUAAUCGUGAUGCAAAUAGUUUACACAAAUUAACUCUGAUGUGUUAUAUUUCACAGACGAACAAGAAGCACUUACUCUGCUACAUUUGUAUUCUUGAACGCCACAUGCAGCUGUUGAUAAACCGUUCAUUGAUGUAGGUGACGUACAUGUCCACAGAACACAAACACAGUAAGUCACUCAAAGCUCAGAUCGAAUGUUGUCUGCUGCGUGCAUGUUUUGAAGCAUCAGCUUUAGUGAAGAAAAUGUAUGAAGUCAGUAAAUAUUUGUAUAAACCAUAUAAUCAAACAUCUUAGUGAUGAUAAUCUGUUUAAUCUUCUCGCUAUUAAUCUGCUUAGUUCUUCCAAACUCUUCCAACUCAUGUGAUUCUGUUCAAAGCAUCUUCCAGUAAAUGUAUUUAUAUGAUAUGUACAGAAUUAAGGUCCUGACAUGACUUAAAAUAAGUUCACACAUCAAAUGUUUUAAAACGCUAAACUGCCGGCUUUUUAAAUUAGCUGUAGGACGACUCCUUGAUGGUGUCAUCUCUGUCUGUUGAAUCACAUAUUUUUAUAUAUAUAAAAAAAAACACACUCUUCUUCGGCCAUGUUGUUUCACUGUCUAAAUGAAAUGUAGUACAAACAGUGGCUGUCAGUCCUUUAGCUUUUAGCUUACAUCGCUCAUCAUAACAUGAGCUGUUUCUUACAAAUUAUUGACAGACAACUUGUUCUCUUUCUGUCUGUAUCUCACACUAACACGUGCAAAUUCACAGUCAGACAUUAAACUAACCAGCACACGCUCUAUCUCUCUCACUCCCUCUCCCUCUUAAAUAUGAUUAUGUAUGUUCUCUGAGAAGCACCCCUUUAUUCUGUUUCUCAUCUCCUCUUCAUCUCUCUCCCAGUUUGUAUUCGUAGUCGAUUAUCACACUUGGACCAGGCAUCUAUACUUUUAAGUCACUGAAUAUUUUUAGAACUACAAAGUAGCCACAUGUUAAAGCUACAGAACACAUCUAAACCGAGUAGUAUCACGCUAAAUGCUAAAAAGCAAUCCCAGGUCAUGUAAAGCAAACCAUUCGUCUGUGAGCUUAUUCUGUAGCUGCUUCCUCCUGACUUGGCUUCAUUGAGUCUCUUGUCGAGCAUCAAAUUUUCCGAUGUUGCUGCUGUCUUAAGCUCUGCACAUUGGCGUGCCGUGUUAUAAAUAUGAAUAGUGUAUGUGUGCGUGCGUGCCUUAAGUGUUCAUGGGGACGGUUGUGUACAGCCGAGUGUGUGUGGUGCCGGAUUGUAUCAGUAAGUUGGAUGUAUGAGUGUGUAGAAGUGACCACAGUUGUAAAUAUCAGACGUGAAGCUUGAGGAAAUUAUGUUUGAAGGAGUCUGUUGGUGCGGUAACGCAUUUGCACUGUUUUGGCUCGUUGUCACGUUAUUGAGGUAAAGCAUUCCAAAAAUAAAAAACAAAACGAUGAAACAAAAA